CUCUUCUUCAACGUGUCCUCACCUCAUUCCUUUGCCAUUAAUAUUACACGAAGCAGAACUGCUCUCUCUCCAGUUCACCGCUUACUUGUUUAUCACCCAUAUCAAAAUGGAAGGAAAAAAACUUCGACUCAUUAAGCUUCCCCUCCUCCUCUCCCUAUUCCUGUUGCUAAUCUUGGCACCGCCAUCUUCAGCCGCCGCCGCCGCCGGAAGGAAGGUAGGCGGAAGGAAGGAGGUGAAGGACGUGAAGAGCAAUCAAGAGAUUCAAGAAUUGGGGAAAUACUGCGUUCGAGAGUACAACAAGAACCUCCACGGCAAAGCCGAAUUGCUCAGCUUCUCGGAGGUGGUGGAGGCGGAGACGCAGGUGGUGUCCGGGAUAAAGUACUACCUCAAGAUCUCCGCCGCCACCGCCGCCAAUGGUGUCCGGGGGUACUUUGAUGCGGUUGUAUGGGUCAAGCCGUGGGCGGCGAAACCCAAGGAGGUUCUCAAAUUUGCACCUUCGUCUCCCCAAGGAGUUUCGGGUUUGGCUCACAAAUCCAACCCAAGUAUAAUUAAUAUUGAUAUGUUAGUAUGAGGGAGCAUUAUGAUGAGAUCUUAUCUUGUUGUAGAAGAUUGAUGGUUGGAUCUUACUAUAAUGUUGUUAGCAAUAAGAAAAACAUCUCUGUGGACAUAUGAGCUGAUCCAUGAAUCAUUCUACUAUGUAGAAGGGUUGUUUUUCUCCAAUUUUCAAUCAUGGAAUAAUAAGG
Messenger RNA from Cuscuta epithymum, 743 nucleotides. The record is from the annotation of a GenBank genome assembly. Lineage: Eukaryota; Viridiplantae; Streptophyta; Magnoliopsida; Solanales; Convolvulaceae.